This is a messenger RNA of Podarcis raffonei (Aeolian wall lizard), 1535 nucleotides long. Its product is annotated as interleukin-31 receptor subunit alpha-like. Lineage: Eukaryota; Metazoa; Chordata; Lepidosauria; Squamata; Lacertidae. Gene Ontology annotation, biological process: cytokine-mediated signaling pathway. The transcript has 10 exons. The record is from RefSeq and is a predicted model, not a curated record. Gene Ontology annotation, cellular component: external side of plasma membrane; signaling receptor complex. Gene Ontology annotation, molecular function: cytokine receptor activity; cytokine binding. Bases 345 to 1535 code for a protein of 396 amino acids.
GGCAUGAUUAUCUGACAUGCUACUACAUCGAAGAGAAAUUGAUCCUGAAUUGUUCUUGGUUACCUCUACCCCAUGCAACAGAUUCUCUUGUGUAUACUGUGUUUUUAAAAUGGAAAUUGGAAACAAAACAACACUGUGAAAAGGUGGAAACGACCUUGCCUCUUUUAACAAGAAGAAAGCAUCAUAUUCGCAUUCAUGCAAACGUGACCAUAUGGGUAUCAGGCCGCUAUUCCCACGAGGGAUGUGUGACAACAAAGAAAAUUUCAUUCGUGCCCAGCAAAACAAAGAAAUGUCCUUCACCCUUCAGAAUAAGAGCUUAUCAGUUGUUCCACAAACUAAUAAUUAUGUGGGACUCACCAAGAGAUAUACUACAGUAUGAACUGCAAUACAAGGAAGAAAUGCAAGCAACCUCAUCCUGGAUAUCAGUUCCUAUAGAGAAUGGGAUCUUUAAUGCAACUAUCUUCAGCGUAAAUAUAUCAUCAUCAUAUGUUGCUCGCCUCAGAUGUAAACCCCCUGGUAAAAGUUGUUCUGUUUGUGCUUGGAGUGAAGAAAUUAUGAUCCCACAUAAGCUUACUGAAAAGCCAACCAUUGUGGAAAAUGCAACUGAAAAGAUAGCACAAGGAAAAAUAAGUAUCUUUCUUAAAUGGAAGACAACACAAAGCAGGAAUACCAUUGGUUACAAUAUAAGCGUCGAAAGAAUACCCCACUAUUGCCGCCACAUACGGACAUACCUCAACAUAACAGAGAACUGGGUGCAUCUGAAUCUCUCCAUGGCUUAUUACAGAAUCAAAAUAUUUGCCUAUAAUGAAGCAGGAGAAUCCCCUCCACUAACAUACCUGAUUCCAGAUUUCACUGCAAAAGCUACGGAUUUACCUGGCCAGUUCAACCUAUCAAAUCAGCAAAAUUAUUCUGUUAUCACCUGGGAUCUAAAACACAGUUCAGAUUGCAUUGUGAUCGACUGGGGCACUGGAUUAGAAGACAUGAAGAUUCAUGUUUCUACUUGGAAAAAUGAGAUACGACUAGAUGGCCUCCAACCAUAUAAGUUAUAUAAAGUAACAUUUCAUGCAUUUGACUGUCAGUGUGAGGAUUUCAUGAAACGUGAAUGGACGCUGGCCAGGACUUACUUCUAUGCGGUGGAAGGAGUUCCCAAAAAAGGUCCAGCUAAUGUAACCGUUCCAGUUGUGACGAAGCAGUCAGCUGUUGUGAAAUGGGAUGCCAUACCGACAGAAGAGUGCUUAGGAUUCCUUCUGGGUUACAGAAUUCGCUACACCGAAAUCUUGAAAAACCUCUCUGUGGCUGUUACUGUCGGUCCUUCAACUCAGAAGUACCUCAUAACGGGACUUACGGCAAAAACUCUCUAUAGAGUGCAGACCUCAGGACUCACCAGUAAGGGAGAAGGAGCUCAAAGCCAACCACAAAUUUUCACUACCCUGAAAUAUGGUAUUGCAAAGGUUUUAAGAAUUUGUUUAUUUUUCAGUAUAAAUAUUGCCGGGAUGGAUAAGUGUCAAACAAUUAAAGCAGUAGGUGGCAUCUAA